AUGGCGUACCAAAAUAAAAUGGAUUUAAUGGAAGCUUACUUUAUGAACCACAAAGACAUAUCAUUAGCUUUGCGUUGGUACCGCGAAAGAUAUCCUGAUAGAGACAUACCUUCUCGAUAUGUGUUUAAAAGGAUGGUGGAUACUUUAAGCAAUUUAGUUCGUUUUGAUAUGCGCUUACAGAAUCCAGAACAGCGGGUGAUAAACGUCAACGACGAUGAACUUAACAUUUUAACUUACUUUGAGGCGUAUCCGAAGAGUUCAGUGAGGGAAGGUGAAGAAGAAAUUGGAAUUUCCAAGAGUAGAAUACACCGUGCAUUGAAAAAAUACAAGUUUAAGAGUUAUGUUGAAGGACGAUUAGUGCAAAAAUUACGCCCGGGAGAUGCUGAAAGACGUCUUAAUUUUUGCCACCAUAUUGAGAGGCUCAUCCUUGAGGAUCAAAAUGUUGUGGAGACCAUUAUUUGGUCAGACGUGUCAAACUUCAGUAACAAUGGUAUGUACAACCGGCGUAAUAAUCGUAUUUGAUCCAGACAGAAUCCCUUACGAAUCCGCGAGACUAAUGAUCAAGUGCUUU
This is a messenger RNA of Chilo suppressalis (striped riceborer), 571 nucleotides long. Lineage: Eukaryota; Metazoa; Arthropoda; Insecta; Lepidoptera; Crambidae. The record is from the annotation of a GenBank genome assembly.